This is a messenger RNA of Jaminaea rosea, 2171 nucleotides long. RefSeq names its product WD40 repeat-like protein. The coding region runs from base 62 to 2134 and encodes 690 amino acids. The transcript has a single exon. The record is from RefSeq and is a predicted model, not a curated record. Lineage: Eukaryota; Fungi; Basidiomycota; Exobasidiomycetes; Microstromatales. Gene Ontology annotation, cellular component: small-subunit processome. Gene Ontology annotation, molecular function: snoRNA binding; protein binding.
CAACAUCAACGAAUAAUCGACCUCUGAUCAUCACAACCAGCAUACUCUUUGCGCGGCCACGAUGCCCGACUCCUUCUUUCAGAAGAGUCGCAAGCGCGCGGCGUCUUCCUCCUCCUCUUCUUCAUCAUCCAAGCAAUCGCGCCCACGCCGCGAUGACAAGGCGAGGGGCGGCCCCAAACGCCCGCCACCUCAGCGCUCCGCCCGUGCAUACAACGACGACGACGAUGAUGACGACGAUGGCAGCGACGGCAGCGACUUCUUUGAGGGCGGCAACGACGACACGCGCCAUCGCUACGAGCACGAUGUCUCUUCGGAUGAAGAGCGAGACGCAGCAGAGACGCCCGCAGAAGCUCGCGUGAGGUUGGCAAAAGCCUACAUCGACGGGCUCAAGAAUGAUGAACUCGACGCCGACGACGCAGAUGCCGCCGCAAGUGAUGCGGCCAAUAUUGCCGCACGCUUGCAAAAGGAUGUCAGUGAGCACUCGGGCAAACAGCAUAUCUUCAUCGCUAGCAGACUGAAGCCACCGCCCAAGGACGGCUCGCGGUCGCUGCUGCUGCGUGGGGGCCACCGAGCUUCGUUGACAGCGGCAGUGGCGAGUGGCAAUGGCAAGUGGGUGUACACGGCUGCAAAGGAUGGCAACGUAUUCAGAUGGCGCAUGGAAGAUGGGCGUAUCGACGUGCUGCUACCGAGAGGAGGAGCCCCAUCAAAGCUGGUAGCAAAUGGCAAGAAAGUUGCGGAUGCAGAGAUGCAAGACUCAGACGCAGACGAGGACGAAGAGAAAGCGCCCCCUGCAAGCGCCGUCAAUGGCACGCAUAGCAAUGGCCAGGUAGACGGCGAUGAGGCCGCGUCCGAUGCAGAGAUGAGCUCGGCCAAGUCAAAGUCGAGCGGAGCCAGCCGCCGCAAAGCCAGGAGAAGAGGGGCAGCCCUGCAGUCGCAUCCGGCUCCACCGAGGAGCAAAAGUACCUCUGAACAGCAGCAGCAGCCUCGCUCUCGACUUCACGCCAUCGCCGAAGUGGGUCAGGACGAAGGGCAUCGCGGCGAGAUCUGGUCCCUAGCGCUCAGCAGCGACGGCAAACGUCUUGCGACAGGUGGGCAAGAAAAGCACAUUGGCAUCUGGACCAUCGGCGGGGACGACCCCUCCCCCUCAUCAUCCUCAUCGACCCCUUCGUGGACCCGCGCUCUCACUGGCCAUAAAGAUUCCAUUUCAGGCUUGCGCUUCCGCCACGGGAGCUACGAGCUUUAUACCUCUUCUUUGGAUCGUCAGAUCAAACUCUUCGCUGUCGACCAGCUCUCCUACAUCGAGACCCUCUUCGGCCAUCAGGAGUCCAUCCUCAGCCUGGACGUACUUCGCCAACAAGUGGCAGUAACUGCAGGGGGGCGCGACCGCACCGUUCGAUGGUGGAAGGUGCGGGACGAAUCGCAGCUGGUGUUCAGGGGCGGAGCUCGCAGCAAGUUGCGCGACCUCAUCGAGGGUGGAGAUCUUAGCGAAGAGCAGGUGAAAAAGGCUCGCGGCGAUCGAGGUGGCGCCGUCAUCGAGGGCAGCGUCGAGUGCGUGGCCAUGAUUGACGACUCGCACUUCCUCUCUGGCGGAGACAGUGGCGCCAUCUCCCUAUGGAGCUUGGGCAAGAAGAAGCCAAUCUUCACUCGGGCGGUCACGCAUGGCUUCCAGCCUGCGACGUCGGAACAUGCGCCUCUCACGCCGAGAUGGAUCACUUCGCUCGCUUGCCUGCCGUAUGGCGAUGCGUUUGCCAGCGGUUCGUGGGAUGGGAGCAUCAGGCUAUGGCAGCUAGACAGGCAGCUGCGCAACUUCAAACCCCUCUUCAGCGUCAACGCGCCGGGCUUUGUCAACAGCUUGCAGCUUUUGCAGCCACCAAAGAGCGCGGGACAGUGUGUGAAGCCCGAGCUCUAUCGCUUCAGGGUGAAGGGACAGAAGGAGAAGGACAGCGAGGGAGAGAAGCAGGCAGUGAGCGGGGACGGAGACGAGGAGGCGGCCCCUGCACCAAGCCUUGGACGAAAGGAGUCGGUGCCCCCGAUCCUCAUUGCUGCUCUCGGCUCUGAGCCGCGCAUGGGGCGAUGGAUGAAGGACAAGAGCGUCCAGAGUGCGGGUCUCAUUGUGCCUUUGACAUUUGCGUGACGUGAUCACCUCCAUAACAUUUCAGCAUUGCCAUCUC